AUGGAAGGCAAGAAUGCUGUCUUCCAAAAGCUCAAACCACCUUGCGUGGCUCUCAGUCAGGCCGCGCUGGCUCUAAGCGGUCCACAAGGUGAUCAACAGGCCGUCACCAGCCGACUCGAGACCCUGAAAUACGAGCUCUCGUCGGCAACAUCACCACCAAGCACUCUCGAUCCGAAGCUCGCCGAAUAUGCCUUCUUUCCCAUCUCGCAGGUGUUGAAAGUCAGCCACAAGGUGUCACUUCGCGCGCUCGAGCUCGCCAUCCAGUGCAUCGCCAUUUUGGUCGACCAGGGAUGGCGAUCAAAAGUGCCCGCGCAACUCGCUGCGCAGCUCAUCAUCCUCUGCACCAUGCUGGCCGAAAAGAACCCGAAAGGUCUUGGCCUCGCGGAGUCAACUCCCGACCUGCGUGCUGGUGGUUUCUGGUGUCUGCAGCAUCUCUUCUCGGUCAUUGAACUCGGAUCGGAGUCUCAUUCACUGCUCACCGACGAAGCAAACAUUCCGCAGCUGGGACAGACUAUCUCGGUGGCUCUCGAGGGCAUCUAUGAUGGUAUCGAUGCGGAAGUCCAGCUCGCGGCUAUGCAUGCUCUGGAAGCACUGGUCUUGCACGUCUUGGAUCGAGAGAUCCAAGCCAGUUUUCUCCCGGGCAUCGUCUCGAAGCUGACCCGGGUCCUGACGCCGCAAACGAAGCAAAGGCGCAAUCAUCGAGUGUUGACCGGAUGUCUUGGUAUAUUGGGCACCUUGUUACAAAACACCUUAACUAUCGUACCCUCGCCCUCGCAUGCCAGCGACCGACCGAAAGUCAAAAGUGUCGUCGAUGCAGAAUGGCAAGCACAGGCUGCUACACAGCUCAAGCCUGCUCUUACGAGCAUCUUCAAACUCAAGUCCCAUAGCAGGACGGAUGUACAAGAUGCACUCGGCAGACUCUAUGGCCUCCAUAUCCUCGACCUCGACAUAUUGAUUACCACCGAUCAGUUUGUUGCGGGAUUGUUGCAAACAAUCUUGUUUGACUGGAUGCAAUCCCUUCCAACAAUAAUGCAAGGCUCGGAUGAGCAGGCAAAGAUUUCCAGAAUGUCUCGGAUCCAGGCAGGCUAUGACCUUCUCAUCAAGGGCGGAGUCAGCACCGUCACGAUGGAUCAAAUGCUUGCAAACAUUCUGCGCGACAGCGUAGCCGUAACACUGACUCUGUCGGGCGUUAAGCAUCGGACCGCGCCGAUCACAUCGGUCGUUCAGUCUUCAGACCUCGACAUGAUGCGAUUGCAGCAAGGCUCCACCAGCUUCACAACACCGUUGAUUCAGUACAGAGGUCAAGCAGACACCAUCCAGGCCGUCCAACGGUUCGCUCGCCUAAUCGGAUCAUCAUCCCGCUCAUCAAGCUUCGCCACGGACCUCGCAAGAUCAUUACGACAGUCCGACGGCAAAGCACAAGUAGCGAAUCUCUGGUUACUUCUCACUGCCACUGAGAGCGCUCUUGAAGACCGCCGCGGAGGUGUUGAGGACUUGCUUGAUGUCGACGAAGCAGACACCUCAUCAUAUCACAUUUUCCUAGAAGAAUUAUACUCCUUCUCGCUGUCACUCCUGUCCGACUCCAGCGACGAGCCACCAGACACACAGCUACAAGCUCUUGCUCUGCGCGCUCUAGCCCUUCGCGCUCGAAUCGCCGGCAAGGACUUUCGCUACGAGCUUGUCGAUGCUCUCUACCCUGUCCUACACACGCUCGCAACUCCCGAUGAGGAUCUCCAGCAGGACAGCAUAACAACACUGAACAUCUUCACUUCUGCUUGCGGAUACAAGUCCGUCAAAGACCUGGUGGUGGAGAACGUCGACUAUCUCACCAAUGCCGUCGCGCUCAGACUCAACGCCUUCGACGUCUCUCCUCAAGCCCCACAGGUGUUACUGAUGAUGGUGCGACUGGCGGGUCCGAGUCUGUUGCCAUAUCUGCAGGAUUCGGUCGAGAGCAUUUUUGCGGCUUUGGAGGACUAUCACGGGUAUCCGCUGCUGGUGGAACUGCUGUUCAAGGUGUUGGCUGUGAUAGCCGAAGAAGGCGCAAAGGCACCGCAGCUUGCGAUUAUGAACGUUGAGACGACAAUUCCCGGGUCUAUGUUUGAGGAGCGAUGGCAGCCGACGACUGUGUUUGGUCUCGCAAAUUUACUCCGGGAGCAUGCCAAAGAAAGAGCAGAGCAAAAGCGAGCUUCUGAUGAAUCACCUCAAACACAUCCAAGGCGUCCUUGGAAGGACAUAGACGACAUAGAUAACGAUGCGGCAGACCAGGGGAGCGAAUCUCCGGAACAGCAGAUGGUGGACGCUGCCGAACUCCCGCCUCCGACACCAAGGACGUAUAACCUGCUCUUCAAGAUCGCCGAGCUGACCCGGCACUUCUUACCGUCGGCAUCCCCUUCUUUGCGCACCUCUCUACUCUUCCUCGUCCGGACAACAGUGCCGGCGAUUGCCAAACACGAGAACUCGUUCCUGCCGCUCAUUAACACGCUCUGGCCCGAGAUUGUUUCGCGAUUGGACGACGCCGAGACUCAUGUUGUCUGCGCGGCGUUGGAAGUUGUGAGUGUGCUUUGCGAACACGCCAGAGACUUUAUGCGCUCGCGUAUCACUCAGCUUUGGCCGAGACUGGUCGAAAUACAUCACGGCAUGGCAAAAGACGAAGGAUCUGGAAGAGCACCCAAGUCCACUGGCCUCGCAAGUCUAAGUCUACACAGCUCGAUGCUCGCACCUAGUGGUGGCCCCAUCAAGGGUGCUGUAUCCCAUGCACACCCAUCCUCAAGAGGCUACGACGAUACAUCUGUCCGUCUACUCCGGGAAGCUCUCGUCGAUUGCGUCACCAGCAUUGUGAAGUCAGUCCAGAUCAAUCCGGACGUUUUCGACGAGGCCGUGGAGUUGGUGGGAUUCGCUUUACAGCAGGAGAAGGUUGAAGCGGUGUUUGUGGAGGAAAACAGUGAUGCUGUUUGGCUUGCGCGGUUGAGGCAUGGCAGGGUGCACAAGCCGCAACUGCCACAAAUGAUCGGAAAAGGGCGUUGGAGGUUCGCUGACGUGUGCAUAUAA
Messenger RNA from Neohortaea acidophila, 3048 nucleotides. RefSeq names its product armadillo-type protein. The transcript has 2 exons. Gene Ontology annotation, biological process: chromatin remodeling. Bases 1 to 3048 code for a protein of 1015 amino acids. The record is from RefSeq and is a predicted model, not a curated record. Gene Ontology annotation, cellular component: cytoplasm. NCBI's taxonomy places the organism in Eukaryota, Fungi, Ascomycota, Dothideomycetes, Mycosphaerellales, Teratosphaeriaceae.